Histoplasma mississippiense is the source of this 1764-nucleotide messenger RNA. RefSeq lists its product as hypothetical. The record is from RefSeq and is a predicted model, not a curated record. The transcript is spliced from 5 exons. Gene Ontology annotation, biological process: transmembrane transport. The coding region runs from base 1 to 1764 and encodes 587 amino acids. Gene Ontology annotation, molecular function: transmembrane transporter activity. Lineage: Eukaryota; Fungi; Ascomycota; Eurotiomycetes; Onygenales; Ajellomycetaceae. Gene Ontology annotation, cellular component: membrane.
AUGGCGGAAUUCACCCGCCAUACAAAGUUGAUAAAAAAACAAUACCAACUGCAAAUGCUUUCUGGAAGGUACUUCUGGAGCUCGAAACUUGACCCAGAGUCAAUCGGCCUACAGCCGUAUUCUCAUGUAUUCUCUACGAGCCCAGCUGAUAUGGACUUCAGGCUAUGCCAUCAGCAUAGUUUGACCCAUUAUGCAGAUCAGUUUCUCCCAGCUCAGCUGCUGGAAUGGCGACUCGGGAUUGAUUUUGCGGACCUCGGCCUUUCCACUAGGAAGCUUGACCGGUUCGACCGGACACCUGCUAAAAAGUUACCUUCUAUAAUAACACAACGAUUCUCACACACAACUCUUCAGCUACCCCCAAAACGCACCAUUCGCUUUUUAUUUGUAGAUGGGUUUGCAGUCGCCCAGCUCCGGUGGGGUUACGUUGACAGAAAGGCCAGUGGAGGGGGGGUGUGGGGGAGACAAUAUUGCCGCCGUCGCGGCUGGCGGCGAAAUGAUAAACAGGGAGGAACACAGAUGGAUUGGGAGCGAAAACUGCGCUUGAAGGUAGAUAUCCGCCUGUGUACUAUUGCUGGAAUCCUGUGCAGUUUGAAUUUCCUGGAUUCCGGCAUCAUUUCCUCAGCCUCCGUAACUAGCAUGAUGACCGAUCUAUCACUGGAGGGAAACAGAUAUUCCGUGGCGAUCUUCAUCUUCACCAUCGCCAGUGUUAUCUUUCAGCUUCCAUCGACUGUCGCAGUGCGUUUAGUCGGGCCCCGGCAAUGGUUCUCUCUGAUCACUAUCUGCUUCGGGGUGAUUACCUUGUGCACAACUUUCGUAGAAAACUGGAGGCAAAUGAUUGUUGUCCGGUUUUUCUUAGGCAUGUCCGUAUCCGGAAUGUACCCUGGACUGACAUAUUUGAUCAGCACCUGGUAUACGCGCGAAGAGCAACAGCUUCGUUUUGCUUUCCUCCAGGCUUGGGAGGUUUCACUCCUGGCUUCUGGGAACAGUAUGAAUUAUGGCCUGAAUCUCCUUGGCGGCAGAUCUGGACUCGAGGGAUGGCGAUGGAUGUUCUUGGUGAACGGACUGAUUACAAUCUUCUUUGGCAUCAUCACAUGUUGGUGGAUGAUCGAUUUUCCAGAAAAUGCACAUCAUAGCUUCCGUUUCUUUACCAAGACGGAAUCAGAUAUAGCGACGGGGAGGAUCCAUAAUGAUAGGCAGGAUACAAUUCCCGAGCCGUUUUCUAUAUCCAAGAUCCUGGUCUAUUUUCUCGAUUUUAAAUUGUACGGAUUCAGCUGUCUCUCUUUUCUGUUGAACCUGGUCUCGACUUCGCUCUCGUACUUCCUGCCAAUAAUCCUUCAAGGAGGCAUGGGCUUUGAUACGGAUAAGUCGAUUCUAUUAUCUGCACCUCCUCGCAGCAAGUCACGGAUCCGUUAUAUCGGCAUAUUCCUCGCCACAGGUGCGUACGUCUCCAACUGGGCAGCCCUGAACGCUUACCAAGCGAACAAUAUUGUUGGGCAAUGGAAGCGGGCUACCGUGGCGGCUUCUGUGACGGCUUGUAAUGGCCUGGGAGGCAUUGCGGGGAGCUUUAUUGUGAAAUCCAGUGAGCCGCCGACAUAUGAGACAGCGGUUUGGGUUUCUAUUGGUUCGCACAUUCUUAUCCUUGUGAUAGUAAUCAUGUUCUCUGUGUACUUCCGUGUCAUGAACCGACAACAAAAGGCAAGCGGGAAAAUAAUUGCGGGAGUGGUACAAAAUACAGAGUACGAUGGGUUUCACUACACAUAUUGA